Messenger RNA from Gracilinanus agilis (Agile Gracile Mouse Opossum), 5290 nucleotides. RefSeq names its product solute carrier family 8 member A3 (gene SLC8A3). The record is from RefSeq and is a predicted model, not a curated record. Gene Ontology annotation, cellular component: postsynapse; axon; sarcolemma. Gene Ontology annotation, biological process: cell communication; sodium ion transmembrane transport; calcium ion import across plasma membrane. The coding region runs from base 720 to 3506 and encodes 928 amino acids. Lineage: Eukaryota; Metazoa; Chordata; Mammalia; Didelphimorphia; Didelphidae. Gene Ontology annotation, molecular function: calcium:sodium antiporter activity. The transcript is spliced from 8 exons.
CCAGCCGAGCAGUUCAUUCCGUUCGCCUCUUGCGCCGAGAUGCUGGGAAGUCUCCUGUGGUGAUGGUGUGAGUGAGGAAGCGGGCGAGCCACAGACUGGGGGAAGCCCGGUCGACGUGGCUGCGGUCUGAGGGGGCCCUCUAAACCUUCAGGUCGCUCCUCAUCGAUCACCCUCCUCUCCGCCUCCCUUGCCAGCGCGAUCCCCUCCUGCUCUACCAUUUCCUUUCUCCUUCCCCGGCUCAGGCUCUACCAGAGCCGUUGUGCAGAGUUGGUGCUUCGGUUUGGGGGUGGGUGGGUGGGUUUUUUGUCUUUGCACUUAAAAAAAAAAAAAAAAAGACAGUGUUGGGACGAAACCCGAGCUCCCUUGAUCCCGAUCCCGAUCCCCUUGCAUCCCGACCUCCCUUUCCAGAUGCGCUGCCCCCCGGCGCCCUGACAGCUGCGGAGCCACAGUGGGCACCCGGCUCGCAGGACUGAUAUGCCCAGGACUCAGCUCCAGUCUGCGGCCGGCCAGCGGGAGCGAUGAGCUGCCUGUGAACCUGGAGGCCCUGUGGUGGGGGGAUCACGCACCUUCCUCACCAAGCCCCCCACCACCGCCCCUCCCCGGACCCCUUCCCCAAUUCCCCUGGCUAGGACCAAGGCACCGAGGCCAUCGCCAAAGGUUCCUUGCCUAUCAGGAGGACCUUUGCAGCUUCGGUGGAAACCAGCAACUAAAUCUUGUGUAUGGCGUGGUCAAAGUUGCGGCCCCUCACCUCUGCCUUCCUCCACUUUGGGUUGGUUACUUUUGCACUCUUCCUCAAUGGUCUGCGGGCAGAGGCUAGCACGGCCGGGGAUGUGGAGAGUACAGGGCAGAACAAUGAGUCCUGCUCAGGGUCCUCAGACUGCAAGGAAGGUGUCAUUUUGCCCAUCUGGUACCCAGAGAAUCCUUCCUUGGGGGACAAGAUUGCCAGGGUCAUCGUUUAUUUUGUGGCCCUGAUCUACAUGUUCCUUGGGGUGUCCAUCAUUGCUGACCGCUUCAUGGCAUCAAUUGAAGUCAUCACUUCUCAGGAAAGGGAGGUGACCAUCAAGAAGCCUAAUGGAGAGACCAGUACAACUACUAUUCGGGUCUGGAAUGAAACUGUCUCCAAUCUGACCUUGAUGGCCUUGGGUUCCUCUGCCCCAGAGAUUCUCUUGUCUCUGAUUGAGGUGUGUGGUCAUGGGUUCAUUGCUGGAGACCUGGGGCCUUCUACCAUUGUGGGCAGUGCGGCCUUCAAUAUGUUCAUCAUCAUAGGCAUCUGUGUCUAUGUGAUCCCUGAUGGGGAGACCCGUAAGAUCAAACACCUUCGGGUCUUUUUUAUCACCGCUGCAUGGAGCAUCUUUGCCUACAUCUGGCUCUACAUGAUUCUGGCAGUAUUUUCGCCAGGCGUGGUUCAGGUGUGGGAGGGCCUGCUCACUCUCUUCUUCUUUCCUAUAUGUGUCCUCCUAGCCUGGAUGGCAGACAGACGGUUGCUCUUCUACAAGUACACGCACAAAAAAUACCGUACAGACAAGCACCGAGGUAUCAUCAUAGAAACGGAGGGCGACCACCCCAAGGGCAUUGAGAUGGAUGGGAAGAUGAUGAAUUCUCACUUCCUAGAUGGGAACCUGGUGACGAUGGAAGGGAAAGAAGUGGAUGAGUCUCGCCGAGAAAUGAUCCGGAUCCUCAAGGACCUGAAACAGAAGCACCCAGAAAAGGAUCUGGAUCAGCUGGUGGAGAUGGCUAACUACUAUGCCCUUUCCCACCAACAGAAGAGCCGAGCCUUCUACCGGAUUCAAGCCACCCGCAUGAUGACUGGAGCAGGCAAUAUCUUGAAGAAACAUGCAGCAGAACAAGCCAAGAAGUCUUCCAGCAUGGGUGAGGUGCACACUGAUGAGCCUGAGGAUUUUGUGUCUAAAGUCUUCUUUGACCCAUGCUCUUACCAGUGCUUGGAGAACUGUGGAGCUGUCCUCUUGACUGUGGUGCGGAAAGGGGGUGACACCUCUAAGACUAUGUAUGUGGACUAUAAGACGGAAGAUGGUUCAGCCAAUGCUGGGGCUGAUUAUGAGUUCACAGAAGGCACAGUGGUCCUGAAGCCAGGUGAAACCCAAAAGGAAUUUUCUGUUGGUAUUAUCGAUGACGACAUCUUCGAGGAGGAUGAACAUUUCUUUGUAAGGCUCAGCAAUGUUCGCAUCGUGGAGGAGCAGCCUGAGGAAGGGCUACCCCCUGGCACAAUCAACAACCUGCCCUUGCCAAGGGCUGUGCUGUCCUCUCCAUCUGUGGCUACAGUCACCAUUCUGGAUGAUGAUCAUGCGGGCAUCUUUACAUUUGAGUGUGAUGUCAUUCAUGUCAGUGAGAGCAUUGGCAUUAUGGAGGUCAAGGUCCUCCGGACAUCAGGUGCCAGGGGCACAGUCAUCAUCCCCUAUAGGACAGUGGAAGGGACAGCCAAGGGUGGUGGUGAGGACUUUGAAGACACCUAUGGGGAGCUGGAAUUCAAGAAUGAUGAAACUGUCAAAACAGUUCACAUCAAGGUAAUUGAUGAUGAGGAAUAUGAGAAAAACAAGAAUUACUUCAUUGAACUGAUGGGGCCCCGCAUGGUGGAUAUGAGUUUACAGAAAGCACUCCUGUUAUCUCCAGAUGUGACUGACAGGAAGCUAUCCAUGGAGGAGGAGGAGGCCAAGAGGAUAGCAGAGAUGGGAAAGCCAGUGCUGGGCGAGCACCCCAAAUUAGAAGUAAUCAUUGAAGAGUCCUAUGAAUUCAAGAGUACAGUGGAUAAAUUAAUCAAGAAGACAAACUUGGCCCUGGUGGUGGGGACACAUUCCUGGCGUGAUCAGUUCAUGGAGGCUAUCACUGUCAGUGCAGCAGGAGAUGAGGAUGAGGAUGAAUCCGGGGAGGAGAGGCUGCCUUCCUGCUUCGACUAUGUAAUGCACUUCCUCACCGUCUUCUGGAAGGUGCUAUUUGCCUGUGUGCCCCCCACAGAAUACUGCCACGGCUGGGCCUGCUUUGUGGUUUCGAUCCUCAUCAUUGGUAUGCUCACCGCCAUCAUUGGAGACCUGGCUUCCCACUUUGGCUGCACCAUUGGCCUCAAGGACUCAGUCACAGCUGUUGUUUUUGUGGCCUUUGGCACCUCUGUCCCAGACACUUUUGCCAGCAAAGCAGCCGCCAUCCAGGAUGUAUAUGCUGAUGCCUCCAUAGGCAAUGUCACCGGUAGCAAUGCAGUUAAUGUCUUCCUGGGCAUUGGCCUGGCUUGGUCAGUGGCUGCCAUCUACUGGGCCCUGAAAGGACAGGAAUUCCACGUCUCAGCUGGUACCCUGGCCUUCUCGGUCACCCUCUUCACCAUCUUUGCUUUUGUCUGCAUCAGUGUCCUCCUAUACCGGAGACGGCCCCACCUCGGUGGCGAGUUGGGUGGCCCCCGCGGCUGCAGGCUGGCCACAACUUUACUCUUCGUGACCUUGUGGCUCCUGUACAUUCUCUUUGCCACACUGGAAGCUUAUUGUUAUAUCAAGGGGUUCUGAACAGCCAAGGGCCGACGGAUCCAAAGAACCUCUCGGCCUCACCACCCUCCUCCGGUGCCCAGCAGGAUGUUUGGCUGAGGAGAGAAAGCACCAGACAUCCAGGUCAUUGGAGCACCAUGUUCUGUGGAAUCUCCCCCAGCCUAAGCCCUGGGACUAAAGGACAACAUUGAAAGGUCAAGUUGUAACCAAUCAAAUCGAAAGACAAAAGAAGUCAAAAUUAUCAAGUAUUUAAAUACAAGCCAACAAUAGCAACAACAUCAACGUCCUUCCUACCCACAAUCCCAGCCUUCACGCAAGAGGCUCACUUCCAUCUUCUUACUGUUUUUAAGCUCCAUCUUAUUUGGUUGCUUCACAUUCUCCUUGAGAUUGGGCUUUCUCUUGUGGGUCUCAAAGGGAUGCCAAACACACACAAUAUUUUCACAUCCAACUGACAGGUCUGGGGGUGAAUUAGAUUCCCAUCAGUUGACUUGGCCUCUUUUUCUAAUUUGUAUUAUUGUUAUUGUUGAUUAUUAUUUGAUGCCAGGUUUACCUCAUUGUUUUUUCUCUCUUUCUCCUGACAUCCAUGACAAAGGUGAAAUGGAAUAACACUGGGUUGUUGUGGGAAGAAAGAAAAGUGUGAAUUUUUCAACCACAAACAAGCUCACUUUCUCCAAGAGAUAUCCACCAUGAUUCUGUCCCUGUUUCCCACUCCCCCACCUCCCUGAAUUCUUUAGAAGAAAUAUACUUAGGUGAAAAGACACACACACAUGAAGACACACAUGCAUAUAGCCACACAUACAUUUGUUGGGGGGAAAAUUAAAUAUUGGAGCAUGAAGCAAACACAUGCUUCCACAAAGAAAAAACCUCACAAAACAAAACAAAAAUCUUUGUUCUCUGCCCCUGUUGCCACAUUUUGAAUACAACAUGUCUUUUGUAUAUGUGUCAGUUUCUUCAUAACCAUGGUAUUUUAAGAACAUCUAGAAACAGAUUAUUCUGGGAAAGCAAUAGGAAGGUAAGGCCCAAGAUGGAAAAAACCUGGCAGAGGAAAGUGUCGUGUGUGACUUUUUGGUCCUCUCUCAUUUGCUUUUUGAGGUAGGAUGAGAGUCACGUGCAUAUAUGCACAUAGCAAGAUUUUUUUUAAGGGAAAAAAAACUUAUCAAUUAUUUGGUGUUCUCACUAUUUGGUGCUUCUGAGAAAUGUCAACUUCUCCAUGGUCCUACCACCUAGAGUAUCAUUGUGCUAGAAUUCACCAAAUUUCUUAAAAUCACAUGAAUUUGGGAGAAAUUGAGAGUAAGAAAGACCCUUUCUAUUUGCUACUCUAAUUUCUCUAUGCCUUUAAAGGAUGGGCACUGAGUCCUGUGUAGUUCUUGUAAUUAGCCAAUUUGGUGGGAUAUGUUGGACAGAAAUCUCUUAAUGAGCUCUCAUUGUUUUGGUUUGUUUUUAAGUCUCAUGAAGAUAUUUGAUAUUUUCUCCUCUCUACCUGAGUUGUUUUUCUGCGGUCAUGAUCCUAGUUUGGGGCAUGUUCUUCGGAACAUGACAAAGUUUGAGAGGUCUUGUCUUUAAAACACACACAUACACACAAUCAUCAUGAAACUGCCACAAUUCUUCAGGUUUCUUCAUUGACAUAUGUCCAUUUUAAAAAAAUAAAAAAUAUCAAGAGAACAAAAAGCACCCAUUUAAUUUUAAAUCCAUUUUUUAAAGAAAAAAAAUGGAAAAAAUGUGCUUCUGUCAUAAGGUCUAUUGACAGUCACUAUUGGAAAUGUUGGGGUGGUUAAUAAAAGCUAUACUCUAUCUCUUUAAAAAUA